Molecule: messenger RNA, 1341 nt
Organism: Lolium perenne
Lineage: Eukaryota; Viridiplantae; Streptophyta; Magnoliopsida; Poales; Poaceae
Product: N-(5'-phosphoribosyl)anthranilate isomerase 1, chloroplastic
Biological process (GO): L-tryptophan biosynthetic process
Molecular function (GO): phosphoribosylanthranilate isomerase activity
Source: RefSeq, a predicted model, not a curated record
UCAGUUAUUUUAGGAGUUCGUUUUGUUCUACUCGAUUCUAGGAUUUACUAGUCACCGGUUUGUUCGCUGCGCCCAUCUAAUUGGUGCUCCGCUAGUCCGUGAUUCGAUUGGGUUCGUCCUCAGCACGGAAUAUCGAUUUGAGUGGGAGCCGUAGCUGUGGGACUUGGUCUCUGAAAUUACAUGUUCUUGAGGCGGAUUGAGGAAUUAGGAAUCGCGGUGUUGGACUGUUUGCGGACCACUGAAAAUUUCAAAAUGAAGAUUCCAUUUCAGUUCACCUGGUGACCUGGCCCAUCUCCAGUGUCCACGAUUAAUGGCGCCAUCGAUCUCAUUAAGACAGCCUCAACGAAUUUCUAUAUUGCAUAACAAUGCAUAUACAAGAAUUCCUCUAGUUAAAACGUCUUGCUUGGGGAUGAAGAGUGCUCCCGGAUCAAACGCCGUUACAUCUUCACUACCAAGUCAUGAAGGUGCUAAAGUUAUCCAGCCUGUUGUCAAAAUGUGUGGCAUCACAUCGGCCAAAGAUGCUGAAAUUGCUUUGGAGGCAGGAGCUAAACUAAUUGGCAUGAUACUUUGGCCUAACUCUAAACGCUCCGUCGCAUUACCAGAAGCAAAAGAAAUUUCAAGAGUAGCACAAUCUUAUGGGGCUGAAUCAGUUGGUGUUUUUGUGGAUGAUGACGAAGAGACAAUUUUAAGAGUGUCUGAUUCAUGUCACCUUAAUUUAGUCCAGCUCCAUGGGGAUGAAUCCCGUUCAUUGCUUCAUGUGCUUUCAAGGGAUAAACGAAUCAUUUAUGUCCUAAAUGCUGAUGAUGAUGGAAAACUGAUUAAUGCUCCUCCUCAUGAAGAAUGUGUGCUUGACUGGUUCUUAGUGGACAGUGCGAAAGGCGGAAGCGGCAAGGGAUUCAACUGGGAGAAAUUUCAGAUGCCAUCUGUUAGAUGCAAGAAUGGAUGGCUAUUGGCUGGAGGCCUUCAUCCUGAUAAUGUUUGUGAGGCAGUGUCUGUUCUGAAGCCAGAUGGACUCGAUGUUAGCAGUGGCAUUUGUACCGCUGAUGGAAUUCGAAAAGACCCCGAGAGAAUUUCUUCUUUCAUGAGCAACGUAAAAUCCCUGAGCAGAUCAUAAGGAUAUUUGUGCGUUUGGAGCAUAAUUUGUCUAGUCGGCUCACCAUGCGGAUACUGAACGACUUGCGUUGAAAGCUAGUCGUUUGACAUAGCAGUGAUAAACACCGUUGAGGUUAAAGGCGCAGCAGUACCAGUGAAGACUAAUCUUUCUAUGUAUUAGAAGUUAUUUGGUACAUAUUCAUCUGUCUGGUUACUGCGUGGGUAGAAGAUAUUUCGUUACUUCGGUGA